Messenger RNA from Plasmodium adleri (nom. inval.), 777 nucleotides. Its product is annotated as calmodulin, putative. Lineage: Eukaryota; Apicomplexa; Aconoidasida; Haemosporida; Plasmodiidae. Gene Ontology annotation, molecular function: calcium ion binding. The transcript has 3 exons. Bases 1 to 777 code for a protein of 258 amino acids. Gene Ontology annotation, cellular component: cytoplasm. The record is from RefSeq and is a predicted model, not a curated record.
AUGGAAUAUGAAGGUGAAGAAUUUCAAUUAACAGAAUAUCAAAUAAAGAAAACUGUAAAGGCUUUUAAAUAUUUAGAUAAAAAAAAAAAAGGAUUAUUAAAAUUUGAUUUAUUAGGGUCCUUAUUACGAUGUAGUGGUUAUAACUUAUCCUUAAAAGAAGUUCAAAAAAUAAAAGAAAAGAUAAUAGAAAAUAAAACAGUAUAUAGAAAAAAAGAUCAAUUAGAUGAAAAAGAUCAACAGGAUCAAAAUCCAAAAAGACAAGAUAAUGAAAAUGUAAAUCGUGAGCAGGAAGAAAAUUCUUCUCUCAAUAAUAUAGAUAAUAAUGAAAAAGAAAAAUAUGAAAUAAAAGAACAAAAUAAUAAUAAUAAUGAGGAUGAUAAUAAUAAUAUAUCAAAAUUAUUGAGUAAUUUAAAGAAUUAUGAUAAUUUUAUGGAAAUAGAAAAACAAAAAGAACAAUUAAGAAAACAAGAAGAAGAAAAUAAAAAUAUAUUUACUAUUAAGGAAUAUUUUCGAAUCAUACAAAUACCAGAUAUUAUUAAUGAAACAAAACCUGUUAAUGUAUUGAAUGCUUUUGAAAUUUUUGACGAAAAAGGAAAUGGAACUAUAUCCAUAAAAAGAUUAAGAUUUAUUCUGCAGUAUUUAGGUGAGCCUUUAACAAAUGUAGAAUUUGAUGAAUUCUUCGAGUGGAUUAAAACGCUUGAUAAAGUUUAUAAGACAGAUUAUAUAAUUUAUGAAGACUUAAUAAAUGAGUUAAUAAACAAAGAUUCGAAUAUAUAA